Asparagus officinalis (garden asparagus) is the source of this 500-nucleotide messenger RNA. RefSeq names its product non-specific lipid-transfer protein C, cotyledon-specific isoform-like. Lineage: Eukaryota; Viridiplantae; Streptophyta; Magnoliopsida; Asparagales; Asparagaceae. The record is from RefSeq and is a predicted model, not a curated record. The transcript has a single exon. Gene Ontology annotation, biological process: lipid transport. Gene Ontology annotation, cellular component: membrane. Gene Ontology annotation, molecular function: lipid binding. Bases 24 to 374 code for a protein of 116 amino acids.
UUCAACCGCUCCUAAAAACAACCAUGAGGACCAAAGCCACCCUCCUCCUCCUCCUCAUUUCCUCUCUCCUCUUGAUCGAAGAUUCAAAUGCUGCUGCAAACUGCGGAGUUGUUGCAUCAAAGGCCGUAGCAUGUGUGGCCUUUGCUACAGGCAAAGUGCCGAAGCCGCCCAGCGCAUGCUGCAUUGGACUGCAGCAGUUGGCAAAGGGUGCAGCCACUGUUGCUGACCGAAGGGGGGUCUGCCAGUGCCUCAAGAUUGGGGUUAAGGCGUUCCCCGGGGUGCAGGAUAAGUUCCUUAGCCAAAUUCCUCGCUUAUGUGGGAUUAAAGUUGGAUUCCCAGUUUCUUUGAACACCAACUGUAACAAGAUCAACUGAAGCUUAGGACUUCAUGAGGAUAGAGGAGUUUCUGAACUAUAGUAGAUGAAUAAUGAAGGGAUUAGUGUAAAUCCUUAGUUUUAAGGAUGACGGUAUUUCAUGACCAUGAUGUAAUCCCUGAUCGUC